AUGCCACCGCGAAGGGAACCAAGGGGAGUUGGCUCUAGGCCGACAAGGGGUGAUGUUAGUGAAAGCUCUAGCUCCAAUCCCACGGAGCCAGUUGAAGAGGAUACACUUCUUAGGGACUUGAUUCCCCCGAGAGGUGUCUCCAUUAGAAGGGACGAUGUUGAGACGCCCAUUGAAGUGGGUGAAGGUUCGGCCGAACUGGCACUGAAUCGUUUGUUGCAGAAUGCUUUAAGGGCUACGAUUACUUCUCUUCCGCAGUCAGUACCACAACCGGUAGUUCAGACAGAGGAGACGGAAGCGCAAAAACUUCUCAAGUUGAUUUCAGGAUUUGUGAAGCUAAUGCCAGUAAUGUUUGAGGGCGGUGCAUAUCUAACGAUAACGGAUGAUUAUUUUGACCAAGUGGAAAGCCACUUGACUUCUAUGAAUGUGUCAGAUGACCAGUUAAGAAUCACUUUGGCCACUUAUAGAUUUUCUAAGGACACCAAGCUUUGGUGGAAGUCAGUUACUAACCAGCACAAGGUAGAAGACAUGAGUUGCGAUAUGUUAAAGGAGCUGUUCUAUGAAAAGUAUUUUCGGAUUACCAAGAGGUGGGAGUUAAGGAAGCAGUUUGAUGAUCUCAUACAGGGCAAUAUGUUAAUGACGGAGUAUGGGAACAAGUUCACCUCUCUUUCUCGCUUUGCUCCUGAGUCAGUGAGAAAUAAGGCUGACAAGACUCGGAAGUUUGUCUCUGGUCUUCAUUACCAAAUGAGGCCAUUAAUAACGGCACAGCAUUUCAAAGUUUAUGCGGAGGCAGUGGAAAAAGCAUUAAUGCUAAAGGCGGAAGCAAAGGACAGAAAUGCAGGAAGGGAACAGUGGAAGCAAAAGAGGAAUGCAGAGUCGUCAUCAGAGGGACUGAUUAUUCGAAUCGAGGAACAGACAACGGUAGUGGCAGAAGGUCACAGCAGAGGCCAUCACAGUCGGCUACAACUCAGUCAGGCUUCAGACCACCACCACCACCACAGCCUGCCAUGUCUUCUCAGGGUUCAUGACCAGCUAGGAAAGAUACUCUUGCUAUGUCAGUGCAACAAUCAGGUGUUUAAGUUGGUAGUUCUCAAGCACAUGCACCACAAGGAAGUGUCUUUGCAGUUGUCCAGGUCGACACGUCUUCUGGUCCAUCAGUUCUCUGAGAGGAAGAGUCAUAGUUGUAAUCCCGAGGGAGAUUGUUUCUUUUUCGUGGGAGAUCGGAGUGAUUCCCAUACUUCAUCAUUUUAUAGAAUUCGUAGACGAGGUCAUGGUGAUUACUUCUUGGAUAGCCUUUUAGCCGAAAAAGAUAAUGUUGUGGAAGAGGUUUAUCUGGCAGUUGUUCGUGACUUCUUGGAUGUUUUCCCAGAAGACUUGACAGAGUUGCCUCCACAUCGAGAGGUGGAGUUUACUAUUGAUUUGAUGCCCGAUACCGUGCCAAUUUCUAUGGCAACGUAUCAUAUGGCACCGAUUGAGUUAGAAGAAUUAAAAAAGUAG
Messenger RNA from Cornus florida, 1494 nucleotides. RefSeq lists its product as uncharacterized. Lineage: Eukaryota; Viridiplantae; Streptophyta; Magnoliopsida; Cornales; Cornaceae. The coding region runs from base 1 to 1494 and encodes 497 amino acids. The transcript has 3 exons. The record is from RefSeq and is a predicted model, not a curated record.